UACACUGAACUGCUACCCCUUCCAUAACCUCUGUGUUUGUGAGUGAAUUCUGAGUUUGGAGUGCAAACAGAAACCGCUUCCUUUUCCUUCUCUUUCUUACUUUCUUGCUCUUGUGAACAUGGCUGCUGAACUUGUUGGAGGAGCUUUUCUCUCUUCUUUUCUCAAUGUUCUUUUUGACCGGCUGUCUGAUCCUGAGAUCAUCAACAUGAUGAGAGGAAAGAAGGUUGACCAGAAGCUGCUUCAAAGGCUGAAGACCAUUCUAAAUGUGGUUGAAGCUGUGCUGAAUGAUGCUGAGAAGAAGCAGAUCACUGACUCUGCUGUCAAGAGGUGGCUCGAAGAUCUCCAAAAUGCUGUCUAUGAUGCUGAUGACUUGUUGGAUGAAGUCGCUACCAAAGCUGCUACUCAGAAGGAUCCACCAGGUAACUUCUUGUCUCGCUUUCUCAAUUUGCAAGAUAGGGAGAUGGUUAGUAGGAUUGAAGAAAUCAUUGCUAGACUAGAAGAUAUUGCAAAACACAAAGAUAUCCUUCGUCUGGAAAAGAUUGCAGCCAAGAACAUGUCUGGGAGGAUUCCUUCAACCUCCUUGGUUAAAAAAUCUGAUAUAUUUGUUGGAAGGGACAGAGAGCGAGAUACCAUAGUGAAAUUGUUGUUAGAUGAUGUUAACAAUGGGGAACUGUCUGUCAUUCCCAUAGUUGGCAUGGGUGGGAUAGGAAAAACUACUUUGGCUAAAUUGGUUUACAAUGAUGACAUGGUGCAGCAAAGAUUUAAUGUGAAGGCAUGGGUUUGUGUUGGUGAGGAGGAAUUUGAUGUUCUUAAGGUGACAAAGGCUCUGAUAGAGAAAACUUGCAGCCCUUGUUACUCAAAUGAUUUAGAUACAGCUCAAAAUCAUUUGAAGAAUGGGCUAGCAGGGAAGAACUUCUUGGUUGUUCUGGAUGAUGUAUGGAGCAGUAAUCGUGAGCAUUGGCAAAGUUUUCUAAAUCCUUUUGAAUGUGGAAGUGAGGUAGGCAAAAUUCUUGUAACAACACGUCUUGAUACAGUUGCUUCUGUGGUGAAAUCUAAACAUACUGAAGCUCACAAUUUGAGUUUGUUGGAUGAAGAACAAUGCUGGUCAGUGUUUGCAAAUCGAGCAUGGGAUCCUGCAGAAUCCCGAGAUCAUUCAGCUUUAGAAGAAAUUGGUAGAAAAAUUGUUGAAAAAUGUAAAGGAUUACCUUUGGCAGCUAAAACACUUGGAGGGUUAUUGAGAGGGAAAGAUAAUGAAAAGGAUUGGAAUGAUGUUUUGAAUAGUGAAUUCUGGGAACUCUCUGAGGAGGAUAGCGUGAUUCUUCCUGCAUUGGGAAUCAGUUAUUUCCACCUUCCUUCGUAUUUAAAACGUUGCUUUGUUUAUUGUUCUUUGUAUCCGAAAGACUUUGAAUUUAAUAGAGAUGAAUUGACAUUAUUGUGGAUGGCAGAAGGUCUUUUGAUACAACCAAAGAGUGGAAACACUUUGGAAGAAAUUGGUUGUGAAUAUUUUGAUGAUUUGGUUUCGAGAUCAUUUUUUCAACAUUCCAACUCUGAUGAUAAUACAUUUGUGAUGCACGACCUCAUGCAUGAUUUAGCAACAUUUUAUGGUGGAAAGUUCUUUUCUAGAAUCUUUGAACUCAAGAACACAGAAAAGCAUGAUACCAAAUCUCACCACUUGUCAUAUGCUCUCAACAUUUAUAAUGAUUCGCUUAUGAAGAUCGCAGAAGUAUGCCAAAGGUUAAAACAUGCGAGGACAUUGUUGCAAAUUAAUUCGGCUAAAUAUGGUAGAUCGUUUACGAGAGUAACUGUUCCCUGUCACUUACUAGAACAAUUGAAGUGCUUACGAGUUUUGUCACUUCAAUAUUUUUUAGCUGAUGAAAACUUGUUGCAUCGUUCAAUUGGUGAAUUGAUCCAUUUACGUUAUUUGGAUCUUUCAUACACAUCCAUCGCGACGUUGCCCGAAUCGUUAAGUUGCUUUUACAAUUUACAAACCUUGAAGUUGAGAAACUGUGAUCAACUAAAAAAGCUUCCGUCCAACAUGCAAAAUCUUGUGAAUUUGCGUCAUCUUGAUAUUUCCGGCUCUUUGUUGGUGGAAGAGAUGCCAAAAAAGAUGAGCAAAUUAAAAGAUUUGCAAUUUUUAAGUAACUAUAUUGCAGGCAAACAUGAAGAGAAUGGGAUUGGAGAAUUGGGAGAGCUAACACAUCUUCAUGGGUCAUUGCGGAUUGAGAAACUAGAGAAUGUUAAGAAUAGUGGUGAAGCAUCGAAUGCAAGGAUGGAUGAAAAAAUACACCUGAAUGCUUUAUAUUUGAGUUGGACAUCAUUUGAAGAAAGUGAGGUUUGUGAUUCCCACACUGAAAAAGAUAUACUUGAGAAAUUACGUCCUCACAAAGACUUGAAGGAGCUAUCCAUCAGGCGUUACAGAGGUACCAUGUUUCCGGAUUGGGUAGGGCAGCCUUCGUACCACAAGAUUACUAAGUUGGAGCUGAGGAGAUGCAGGAAUUGUUGGAUGCUUCCUUCACUUGGACAGUUACCCGCUCUAACGAGAUUGGAGAUUUCAGGAUUUGAUAUGGUGAAGAAGAUUGGUGGUGAAUUCUAUAAGGGUGAUGGAACUCAUCAGCAUCAGGAGACACCCUUCCGAUCCCUUAAAUCUCUGGAAUUUUAUAAUAUGGGUUGCUGGGAGGAAUGGGAGUCAUAUGAAUAUGAUGAUGAUGAUGAUGCACCAUUUCCUCAACUUGAGGAGCUCCGUAUUUAUAACUGUCCUAAGUUAAGAGGAGAUUUGCCCACUUUCCUUCCGUCUUUGGAGGAGCUUUGGAUUGAAGCAUGCGAGGAGCUUGGUUGUUAUCUGCCAAGAGCUCCCAUGAUACGCGAAUUAAGAAUAGAUGGCAAACAGGAAGCAAGAAUGCGGGAGCUACCACUUUCCAUGUUGGAGAAACUAGUAAUUAAUGGAGAGCAGCAGGUGGAGUAUGUGUUUGAGGCCAUGACCCACAUCCAACCAACCUCUCUCAGUUAUUUACAGAUCUCAAACUGCUCAACAGCCAUAUCAUUUCCAGGGGAUUCUUUGCCCCCUUCAUUGCAAGACCUGUACAUCCACGAUUGCAAGGAUGUAGAAUUCCCAAUGCAACACCAACAACAUCACUCGCUACGGAGAUUAGAAAUACACAACAGCUGUGAUUCGCUUACAUCCUUCGCAUUCCCAGCCUUCCCAAAUCUCAAGUAUCUCACAAUUGAAAGAUGUGAAAAUUUGACAUCUCUGGAGGUGUCACAGUCACAGUCCCUCGAACUAUUAUGGAUUGAAGAAUGCCCUAAGCUGGAGAACAUAAUGAGGCUGCCUGCCUCUUUAGAGACUCUCAUAAUCAGAGAAUGUGGGUUGUUGGGUGAAGGCAUAGAGAGGAAGGACCCCCGCAUUUGGCCAUCCAUUUCCCACAUCCCCCGCAUUCGACUUGAUAGGAAACUGAUUCUCAAUGACUCAACAUCUUAAAACAGCAAAAAGAAAUUUUGGAUCAAGGAGACACAUGGGCCAAUUAGAAUGCAGCAAGGAGUCUCCCAGUGAUGAGGAUACAGCAACAAUGUAACAUUAGAGCCUUCUAAGAAGAGGUAGAAUUGUACCUCAAGCAGCAUUCAAAUUUGGAAACUAUACAGUUGAAGGUUUGGAAGUAGCAAGAAAAUUAGAAAGUGAGAGGGAAGAAUAUCAUCAUCCAAAUAGUAAAAUCAGAAUGUGUUUACUGUGUAUGGUGUUCACUUUUCUGUAAAAGAAAAAAGGCAUGAGUGUUUGUAUGUGAGUGAGAGCAUCUAGCAAAAGCCUUAAGAGAGUCUGAGUGACUUGUAAUCUUGACAAUUUGUAUUCUGAAUUCAUUUAGUGAAAAUCCCACCAUCUGUUCUAACUUU
Molecule: messenger RNA, 3882 nt
Organism: Arachis ipaensis
Lineage: Eukaryota; Viridiplantae; Streptophyta; Magnoliopsida; Fabales; Fabaceae
Product: putative disease resistance RPP13-like protein 1
Molecular function (GO): ADP binding
Source: RefSeq, a predicted model, not a curated record